AUGCGGAGAGCAAUCAGCUUCCCUGCGCUGUGCCUGCUUCUUAAUCUUCAUGCUGCAGGGUGCUUCUCAGGAAAUAAUGAUCACUUUUUGGCAAUUAAUCAGAAGAAGAGUGGGAAGCCAAUAUUCAUUUAUCACCAUUCACAAGACAUUGAGAAGAGCCUGGAUAUAGCUCCACGAAAGAUAUACAAACAUAGCUACCAUUCCUCUUCUGAAGCUCAAGUAAGCAGACGCCACCAAAUUGUUAAUUCAGCAUUUCCUAGACCUGCGUAUGACCCGUCUCUCAAUCUGCUGGCCAUGACUGGUCAAGAUCUUGAAGUGGAAAAUCUUCCAAUCCCAGCAGCAAAUGUAAUUGUGGUGACACUACAAAUGGAUGUAAACAAGCUGAACAUAACCUUGCUUCGGAUAUUCCGCCAAGGAGUGGCUGCAGCCUUAGGACUCUUACCCCAGCAAGUGCACAUCAAUCGCCUCAUUGGAAAGAAGAACAGUAUCGAACUAUUUGUGUCUCCCAUAAACCGAAAAACAGGAAUUUCCGAUGCUCUGCCAUCCGAGGAAGUGCUGCGUUCACUUAAUAUCAAUGUUUUGCAUCAAAGUUUAUCCCAGUUUGGAAUUACAGAAGUCUCCCCUGAGGGGCUUCAUCUCUCCUAA
This is a messenger RNA of Propithecus coquereli (Coquerel's sifaka), 645 nucleotides long. RefSeq names its product receptor-type tyrosine-protein phosphatase R-like. The transcript is spliced from 5 exons. Gene Ontology annotation, biological process: protein dephosphorylation. The coding region runs from base 1 to 645 and encodes 214 amino acids. Gene Ontology annotation, molecular function: protein tyrosine phosphatase activity. Lineage: Eukaryota; Metazoa; Chordata; Mammalia; Primates; Indriidae. The record is from RefSeq and is a predicted model, not a curated record.